AUUGGGGUGUUAGGAGUGGUUUUGGGAUGGUAUUUGGGGUGGUAUUGGGAUGGUGUGCACCGUGCUGCCCGUGCCCCCUCUGUCCGUGCGUCCUGCCGUCGUCAUGCAGGGCUCGGCCCGGAAUCAGGACGACCUGACCCACAAAUUGGCCGACAUCGUCAAGAUCAACAACCAACUGCGGCGCAACGAGCAGAACGGGGCGGCYGCGCACGUCAUCGCCGAGGACGUCAAACUGCUGCAGUUCCACGUGGCCACCAUGGUGGACAACGAGCUGCCCGGCCUGCCCAGGGUAUGGGGAAGGGUCACUCGGGGGUUUUUGGG
Molecule: messenger RNA, 321 nt
Organism: Malurus melanocephalus (red-backed fairy wren)
Lineage: Eukaryota; Metazoa; Chordata; Aves; Passeriformes; Maluridae
Product: DNA-directed RNA polymerase II subunit RPB1-like
Exons: 2
Biological process (GO): DNA-templated transcription
Cellular component (GO): RNA polymerase II, core complex
Molecular function (GO): DNA binding
Source: RefSeq, a predicted model, not a curated record